GGAAUCGAAAUCAAAUAUCCCUCCUUUGUCUCGCGAAUAUCGAUGAUGCCAUUGUAGUUCUCCCACUUUUACUUCAUGCGUCAGGGCUUAGUAGUGUGUAGUGCAAUCGUUCUAGUUAAAGGCAGUACACUUUUAUCGACCUUUUUUUACGAUCUGAUAGAGCUGCAGUUCUUGAGGUAAGCCGCGGAACAGGUAUUUUCAUCGUUGUCCUUGUGAUGCUGCAGAUCUAAAGAAUAAAUGAUAGACUUGAAAAAUCAGGAGCGAGAAAACUGUUCGUCCUUAGCACAUUCGCUUGAUAAGCAAACCAAAGAAAUUAUGGCCUCCGACUCGGUCCAAGUCAGCGCCAAGAAGGCCGCGGCAGGCGUACCCAUCGAAAUAGACCUGGGCGCGCUGCAGAGAGGUCUAACCGUGGGUGACAUCACAAAGCGCCUCGCCGAGCGCGAAAGCAUCACUGAUCUAUCCGCCGUGAACCUGAUCUGCAAGGGCAAGCAGCUCAAGGACGCAGCUCUGUCCCUCCAAGGAGUCCUCGAUCUAAUCGGAGACUCGUCUGGCGCAACCCUCAAUCUGGUCUAUCUAGUGCGCAAAUCCGCUGGAACAAGUAGCACUGCGGCAAGUAGCAGCAGCGGAGCUGCAGCGAGCAGUAGCACCACGACUGCUGCUCCGGCAGUUCCCCACUCCAGUACAACCACUUCCGGAUCUGGUACCCGCACUCUGUUGCUCAUCCGUCACGGGCAAUGCUGCCGCGAGGGCGAAGCGGACGUGCUGAAGGAGCUCACGUCCUUCGGCCACAAGCAAGCGGUGCAAACUGCGGAGCUCGUCCACGAGAAAAUCGUGAAGCAGCUUCCUAACCGCGACGAUCCGAACAAGCAGCUGACAGCGCUGCUCUACAGCUCCUCUAGAAGAGCCACUCAGACGGCGCUGAAGCUCACGGAAUCCGAUAAUUAAGGCUUCCUCUAGAUCUACUGCAUAUACCAUUUGUUUCGUAUAUAUAAUGUCAAGUCGAUUAAUUUUCCCUCGUCUUACUCCCUUGUUCAUCCAAGAUUGAUUAUGAAGUCGGCCUUCCCCGUGUGGAGGUAGAGGUUUUCUGUUCAGAAAACAAGCCUCCAGGGACGCUGUUAGAUCAGCAGUCUUACUUUCCAACAGUUGAGUUCUAAGAUAAGCUACCCGAUAUCACCACGUGGAACGCGGAUAUCCUCAGAGAAACGGACCCGGCGUCGAACCCGAUGCGCGCGGAAGAAGCUUAUGGGCGAUUGUUCGAGCCAAAUUUGAACAGCGACGGCACGCCGGGCCCGGAUUUGACGUUAGUAGUGGUUGCACACAACAAUAUCAUCCUCUACUUUCUCAUGCGCGCGGCCGGAAUCGACAUGGAGCGCGCGGCCAAGGCAUGGAAGAUGUUCACGCUUCGCCAUGCGUCCAUCACAAAGAUCGAGAUCAUCCCGCACGACACGUUCAUCGACGAUCUCGGUCGCAAAUCAGGGCUGAAAAGGAUCGUCUCUGUCGGCGCGGCGGGGCACAUCUCGGACGGGGUCAUGACGUGGGAGAACAUCAAGGGUCCGGAUCUGUCGCUAGAGACGGGUGAUGGACCUAUACGAAAAAAGCUCAGCGGCCGCAGCGUGAUCAUGGUGUGCGCGCCCAGCGAGGACGACGCCAGUACGGAGGAGCAUGCUGCAAAAAAGCAGAAGAUCUCCAUGCAGGAGCUGCACAAUCGCGUGGAGCAGACCGCGGCGCAUCUCAAAUUGCUAUCGUCGUUUAUGGUGUCCGGACAGAACCUGUCCGUCGUCAGCACUAACUCCCUUGCGUCCACCGCGCACGUGAUCGCGCAGCGGUUCCGCGGUAUCAACCCGCAAAUCAUGCCGGACUCAGUGGUGGAACACCCCGAAGGCGCGUUCCUGCAGUUCUUCGGCAUACCUCCGACCGACAACAAGGCGCGGGAAACGGUCAUUCUGAUAGCGCCAAAGAAGCCGCUUAUCUACUGUUUGAUGCGCGCUCUGUACUUCGAGCAGGAGGAGGCGAUGAAACUCGUGGCCGCGGGAACGUAUGGGGCGAUCGGUUCGCUGUCUCUGACGGUGGUCAACGUGCGCGCGGACUCGAGCAAAAAAGUGCUCACGGUGGGCGACUGCGGACACCUGAAUUAGGUUGAUGCCAACGGUGGGGUUGUUUUUCUGAAAAUAUUUUUUAUACGUCGAUGUGGUUUCAACAUAUCUUGGACCACUUUUAGAUCUAGUAGCAGAUGAAAGUUAGGUCAUCCUCAUCGACGGAAAAGUCUGCUUUCUUAUGCUCUCGGAGGAGGAAACAAUUACAAUUGAUUCAAUGGCAUCAUGAAUGGGAAAUUUUGGACAAGAAAAGCGAGAAAACUCGCGAGUUAGAAAGGCGCGACUAGCCAUGCCUCGAUGAGCCACCACGUGAAAACGAAGAAUGUACUCAAGUACAAAUAGAACGGACGUUGUAUCUACACAUAGGUGUAUAUUAAGAAAACCACAGCAGUAAAGAAUGAUCAACUUUAUCCAAAUGCAAAUGGGAAUUGAGCCUGGGUAGACUUGUGG
Molecule: messenger RNA, 2543 nt
Organism: Amoebophrya sp. A25
Lineage: Eukaryota; Dinophyceae; Syndiniales; Amoebophryaceae
Source: the annotation of a GenBank genome assembly